CGGGCACGAACUACACCCGUGGUUACUCCAAAGAGACACAUUGAAGUUGAUUUGAAAGGGAUUGUGGAACGACAUCAGAUGGAAGUGGAGGCGUUGCAGGCCUUGCGUAUCAGCGAAAUGAAUGCUCGGAAGGAGUCGGAGGUGGAGAUUGAUAGACUAAAACAAUCGUUGGCUCGAUUGGAGAUGGUGCAGCGAACGGGGACGCGGGGGACAAAUUUGAAGUUGAAGUUAGAUGAAGCAGCAGGGAAGAAUGAUAACGCUGCCAAUGAACCAGGACCUUCGGUGCGGAAGAACAAGGAGAAAGCGGCGCCUGGGUCGGUUUCGAAAGCUGUGGAUAGAGAUGCCUUUGUUAUGGCUAAUCGAUGGGAUCUCCGUGGGAAGAACAAGGAUGCCGUCAUGACGAUUUGCAAAAACGAAGGGGUGGUUUACACGACGUUGGAACCCACGAAGGAGGCUAUUGUCCAAGCAAGGGUGGAAAAAACAUUCAACGGUGAUGGAGGGAAGAAUGACAAAGGUAAGGCGAGCGUACCUGUUAAGGUGUCGAAGGAUGGGGAUGAGUCAUCUGUCAAGGAGACUCACGAUGACCUGAUUGUCUCUUAGUAUCCCACUCGAGCAUGGCUUAUCUUUGGGAUUUGGCUCGAUUAUGUUGUAGAUCUCGUUCCUUGUCUAUUGACCAUCUUAAGAGUAGUGAGUGGACCAAGCUUCUAUGCUUUGCUGUCUGUGGCUUAAUUCUGGCUGAAGAAGUGGUGUGGGGGCUCGAGUUUCGAGCUGUAGACGAUUGGGUCAAUAAGUGUUGAACCUUGUGCUUGAUAUGGCGUAGUUGAGUUUCGAACCAUAGUUGGUUGUACUAAUAUGUGGUGUACCUUGUGAUUGAUAUGGGUCGGUUGAGUUUCGAACCGUGGUCGGUUGUGCUAAUAAAGGGUGAACUUUGUA
Chara braunii is the source of this 933-nucleotide messenger RNA. Lineage: Eukaryota; Viridiplantae; Streptophyta; Charophyceae; Charales; Characeae. The record is from the annotation of a GenBank genome assembly.